This is a messenger RNA of Triticum dicoccoides, 1553 nucleotides long. Its product is annotated as protein IRON-RELATED TRANSCRIPTION FACTOR 2-like. Gene Ontology annotation, biological process: regulation of transcription by RNA polymerase II. The transcript is spliced from 4 exons. The coding region runs from base 106 to 1143 and encodes 345 amino acids. Gene Ontology annotation, molecular function: RNA polymerase II transcription regulatory region sequence-specific DNA binding; DNA-binding transcription factor activity, RNA polymerase II-specific; protein dimerization activity. The record is from RefSeq and is a predicted model, not a curated record. Gene Ontology annotation, cellular component: RNA polymerase II transcription regulator complex. NCBI's taxonomy places the organism in Eukaryota, Viridiplantae, Streptophyta, Magnoliopsida, Poales, Poaceae.
GCUCAAGCUGGCACCUGCCUACUACCACACUAGGUCCACUCUCUCAUCCACCAUCAUCUCUAACCUCUCGGAGAUCAAGCAGAAGCUAGCUGCGACCUGCUAGCAAUGGGGCACCAGCACCAGAUGUUCAACGACCCCUUCGCGAGCAGCAUGUCGUCACUGGAGGAGGACAUGUUCUCCGGUGCCGGCGGCUACCACCACCUCACGCCGUCCAUGCAGUGGCCGGGCUUGGAUAAUGACAUACCGUCGGCGCCGGCUGCCAACAACUCCACCUCCUCCGGCGGCUCCGGAUCACAGCGCAAGAUGAGUCACAACGCGUACGAGCGUGACCGCCGCAAGCAGCUCAACGAGCAAUAUUCCUCCCUCCGCUCCCUCCUCCCCGAUGACGAUCACAAUAAGAAGAUGAGCAUUCCGACCACGGUCUCGCGGGUGAUCAAGUACAUCCCGGAGCUGCAGAAGGAGGUAGACGGCCUGGAGAAGAAGAAGGAGGAGCUGAGGCGGGCCAGCUGCGAGCAAGGCGCCAUGAGGCAGAACACAGCCCCGAUCGUGUCCGCCACCUGCCUCGACGACAGGGAGAUCAUGGUCCAGGUCAGCCUGGUAAGCACAAUGGCCAUAGCUCUGCCCAUGUCCAAGUGCAUCAAGGUGCUGGAGAACCAAGGUCUUCGCCUCAUAAAUUCGUCGACUUCCGCAUUCCAGAACAGGACGUUCUAUAGCCUCCAUCUUCAGAGGAAGCUGAACAAUCCGACCAUUGUGUCGCGGGUGAUCAAGUACAUCCCGGAGCUGCAGAAGGAGGUAGACGGCCUGGAGAAGAAGAAGGAACAGCUGACGCGUGCCAGCUGCAGGCCGGGAGAUGACACGGCUCCGAUCGUCUCCGCCACCUGCCUCAACGACAGGGAAAUCAUGGUCCAGGUCAGCCUGCUGAACACCAUGGCUGGCGCUCUGCCCAUGUCCAAAUGCAUCAACGUGCUGGAGAAUCAAGGCCUCUGCCUCGUCAGCUCGUCCGCUUCCGCUUUUCAGAACAGGACCUUCUAUAGCCUUCAUCUUCAGAGAACCCAACGAACAAUGAGCAAAGAGUGCUCAGCAUUUUGUGACGAACUGGAGAACGCCGUGAAGCAAAAGGCGGGACUACAUCCACAUUACUAGUAGAAGACAGCAUAAUAAUGGUGGAUGCGAUCAUAUUUAAGUACCAUGAAUCAAAAUACAUGCCAUACCUAUAUACUCCCUCCGUCUCAAAAUAAGUGUCUCAACUUUCUACUAACUUAUUUUGGGAUGGAGAGAGUCACAAAUAAUCAAGGAUCAAUAGUAGGACCGAUGCAUGCAUGAUAGUAUAAAACAGUGUGUUCCAUAUAACUACUAUUGUAUAUACAUUCCGGCCCUACAUUUUCCUCUUGAUGUACCCUAGCUUGUAUGCAUAUGCAAGUUGAGUAUAAUUAGUAUGCGUGAUAGGACGGAGAAAAUAAAUUUGGAGCUGGCCGCAAAGCAGUGGCGUGCAUUCUGAUAAGAAACACGCCAUGUCCAUGUAAUUCAUACAAAUAAAUAAAUAUAUUAUGGUA